CGCGACGGUACAGACGGGACAGAGCGGUGCUGUGCGGAGCCCCCGUGCAGCCAACUCGUUCCUUUCUGACCGGAGCGUUUUGGUGGAUUUUCUGUGGUGCGAGCGACCUCGAGGCCAGACCGCGGGACUCGGUGACACGGAGCUUUUGCGAGGUGUCCCCAAUCCCUGCGGCAGCUGCCCUCAAGGCCGCACUGCAGGACUUGCUAACCCCUAGCGUUUGCUAGGCUUUUCUGUCUUUCAGGUGUCCUUGAGCCCAGCCUGCAGGACUUGCUGACCCAUACCGUUUGUUAGGCUUUUCUCUCUUUCAGGUGCCCUCGAGGCCAGACCGCAGGAUUGGGGACCCGGAAAUUUUCCGGAGUCUCCAAUCCCUGCGGUAGGUGGCCUCGAGGGCAGCCUGCCGGACUUGGUCACCCGGAGAUCUUCCGAGGUGUCUCUCUCUUGCAGGUACCUUCAAGAGGCAGACUGUGGGAUGGCGGGAAGACGCCUGAGCCUGCUCAGGCCCUUUCGGAAGAAGAAGGAAGGCCCUGGAGCUGCCCCAUUCCAGCACCCGGAGAAGAUGGAGCAGUUGCAUCCCCUGCAGGAAGAUCCAGGACGGGACCGGACACAAGAACACGACCGUGCCCGUGGCCGCUUCCGCAGGGCAGCACAGGCCUUUCUGAGAUUCUUGGGCAUUCGGCGUAAAAGGACCACAACCAGACCAACCGAGGUCAUGGCACAGCCUGACCCCAGCCCGACUGAGCUCGAGGCAGACCCUGAUGUCACCACCGCACUGACUGAUGGCACAGGACGCUGUGAUACCCCGACGAUUGUUCACGCAACAAAGUCUGACCCUACUAUGACUGAUGCUACAACAGACCCUGACAGCCCAUCGAUGGAUCGCACUGCAACCCCUGACAUCCCGUUGAGCGAUGAACCAACAAACUCUGGCCCUGCACCGCCCGAUCUCACUGCGGAGGCCGACGCUGCAAUGACCGAGGGCACUGCAGACACUGACCUCGUGCCCAGGGAGAGUGUGAAUUCUGCUCCCACUCCAGAUAUUUUUGAGGAGAAUGGUGUCUCCAGUCCAGAGCAAGUGCCAGCCUUCGUCAGGAACGUGCACCAGAGACUGACAGCCAACGCGACUCCAGAAGAGAAGCUGCUGACGGAGUUUCUGAGGGUGACUGACGAACACCCUGCUGAUGUUGUGCUCACCCUCCUGCGCUGUGCCCCAUCGUGUGACAGAGCUGCUGCAACCCUGUGGAAGAUCAUCGCCUCAUCGGGAAGGACAGUGGCGAAGGUGCUGCCAAAGCUGCUCCGUGUGAUGCAGAACUGGCCAUGGCUCAGCAUGCCCACCUCCGACGGGGACAAAACAGAUGUCUUUGCCCUGGCUGCAACCAGGGUGAUUUGGGAGAUUCUCCAGACGCUCCAGUGCCCAGAGCCAUUGAAAAAGUAUUCCCCCCGUCUCCUCGUGGAUCUGCUCUUCCAGAUUUCCAUCACCAGAGAGCAGACGCCAGAGGAAGUUGACACCUUGUGGAGGGAAUGCCAGAAGCAAUACGACCUUCCAACAGACUCCAAGAGGUUUGCAGUGCUGACCCUGAAGGCCCUGCUUUGUCAUCUGGAGUGUGAAGAUGUCGUGCUUUCAAUGGAACAGAAGCGCGGCUGGGACACGCUCCUCAGCGCCGACACCCACCACUACGCAGUGGGUCUGCUGGCCAGGGAGAUGCGCCGUGCCUCGAGCCCCUUGUAUUAUCCGAUUGCCCGCUGCCUGCUGAGGCUGCUCACCAUAGAGAAGAACUCCUGGGAGCUUCCUGCCAUGGCAUUCCUUGUGGAGGCCCUGGACUGCCCGGACAUGACUGAAUGGAGGGACAGCAUCCUGGAGAUCCUUUCAAGGCACCUGGGGAGCGAGUGCCCAGAGAUGCGUCGCCUGGUGCUGAGAGGCCUCGUGGUGCUGAGCAAGGCUCCUGGGAUGGCUGAUGGCGUGCGGAGCCUGACACCAAGCCUCAUGGAAGUACUGUGCGAUACAGACGGAGAGUUGGUCAGGAUGGCCCUCUCUGUAUUCAUCAAUGAAGUCCAGGACAGAGACAUCCGAAUCUCCACCCCCACUGCCCUGCAGUUGGCUGAGAUGCUCCAGCCACUCUUUGGCUAUGUAAGGCUCUGUGCCCCCCACCCCAGGUGCUGGGUGCUGCCAGGAAACUGUGGCCUGUGGAUGUGCAGGCUUGUGCCCCGGUGGGCCUGGAGCAGCCGGUGCUGA
Molecule: messenger RNA, 2230 nt
Organism: Chiroxiphia lanceolata (lance-tailed manakin)
Lineage: Eukaryota; Metazoa; Chordata; Aves; Passeriformes; Pipridae
Product: maestro heat-like repeat-containing protein family member 7
Exons: 10
Coding region: 470-2230 (586 amino acids)
Cellular component (GO): cytoplasm
Source: RefSeq, a predicted model, not a curated record